AAAGGAAUGGAACUGAAUACGGAAUGUUGACAAUACCUUUUUUGGGUUGGCAUAUAAAGACGCUUCUGAAAGAAGAGAGAGAGUCCGCCGCACACUCUUUAACUUCUCAAUCCCCAAAUCUUCGAAGAUAGAUUCAGAUCGGAAACGGAAGAAAGACUCUGUCUCUUCGACAGAUCGACCGUCGGAGGAGAAACCAAAGGACAAGAGAGACGAUCACCACAGCAACAAGCACCGUAAGAAGAGCAAGAUGUCGUCGAGAGACCAAGUAAAGGCGUCGCACAUUCUGAUCAAGCAUCAGGGAUCUCGCAGGAAGGCGUCGUGGAAGGAUCCGGAAGGAAAGGUCAUUAUGACCACUACGAGAGAAGCAGCCGCCGAGCAGCUUAAAUCGAUCCGUGAAGACAUCCUCUCUGGCAAAGCUAACUUCGAGGAUGUGGCCACUCGUGUUUCCGACUGUAGCUCCGCUAAACGCGGCGGCGAUCUAGGACCCUUUGGGCGAGGUCAAAUGCAGAAGCCGUUUGAGGAAGCAACAUACGCACUGAAGGUGGGAGAUAUAAGCGAGAUUGUGGACACAGACAGUGGAGUCCAUAUCAUAAAGAGAACGGCUUGAUCUGUUUAUCUCCUUCAUGUAUCAAAAGUUACCAGCUUCCUUGUCUCCUUGGCCAAAGAUGAAGAAGAAUAAGAUAAAAAAAAGCUUUGCUACUGUGGUUUUGAUUCUGCAUCUUUAUAUGGAUUUGAUACCAACCAUACAAAUGAUAAGACAAGAAACUGUAUCUUAAUUUCUUCUCAUAACUUCAUAAUAACGAAUUUCUGCUUUCUUGAA
This is a messenger RNA of Brassica napus (rape), 820 nucleotides long. Its product is annotated as peptidyl-prolyl cis-trans isomerase Pin1. Gene Ontology annotation, molecular function: peptidyl-prolyl cis-trans isomerase activity. Gene Ontology annotation, cellular component: cytosol; nucleus. The record is from RefSeq and is a predicted model, not a curated record. The transcript is spliced from 2 exons. Bases 248 to 607 code for a protein of 119 amino acids. Lineage: Eukaryota; Viridiplantae; Streptophyta; Magnoliopsida; Brassicales; Brassicaceae.